This is a messenger RNA of Nematolebias whitei (Rio pearlfish), 3929 nucleotides long. It is a transcript of the gene sgsm1b, whose product is annotated as small G protein signaling modulator 1b. The record is from RefSeq and is a predicted model, not a curated record. The coding region runs from base 159 to 3929 and encodes 1256 amino acids. Gene Ontology annotation, molecular function: GTPase activator activity. Gene Ontology annotation, biological process: activation of GTPase activity. NCBI's taxonomy places the organism in Eukaryota, Metazoa, Chordata, Actinopteri, Cyprinodontiformes, Rivulidae. The transcript has 24 exons.
CAUCCAGGAACCUCUCUGCUGAUCGUCUGGUAGCCUUUUCCCUCCCCUCCCUCCUCCGGUCUCUCUCCGGUAAAAGCUGCUUGUGUCUGCCCCGGAGCGAUGGGAGGUACGGCCGCACAUCACCAGUAAUUUCCCGCUGACUGAUCCGCACAUUCAUCAUGUUUUCUCCCGUGACAGAGGCCGAGACGCGCCAGAAGCUGCUCCGCAAUGUGAAGAAGGAGGUGAAACAAAUCAUGGAGGAAGCGGUAACGAGGAAGUUUGUGCAUGCGGACAGCAGCCACAUCAUCUCCUUCUGCGCUGUAGUAGAGGCAUGUGUGCUACACGGGCUGAAAAGGCGUAUCGCAGGCCUGCUGUGCAGUAAUAAGGUGGCUGCACUCUUUAUGAAGGUGGCAAAGAGCUUUUCUCCUGCCGAGGGGCUCUGCCGUAAAGUCCAGGAGCUGGAGCAGCUGAUUGAAAACAGCAAGCAAAACAAUUCCUCGCUGAGUAAUGACCGCAGCCGAUUGUCCAAGUUGCCCAACCUUCCUCCUCAGGCGCUGAAACAUUUGUGGAUUCGAACAGCUUUGAUGGAGAAACUCCUGGACAAGAUCGUUCUGUACUUGGUGGAAAACAGCAGUGCAUUUUAUGAUAAAGGAGCCAUGCUAAUGGAUCCUGUGGACGGACCAAUCCUUGCAUCUCUUCUGGUUGGCCCCUGUGCUUUGGAGUACACCAAAGUUAAGACUGCCGACCAUUUCUGGACAGAUCCGUCCGCUGACGAGCUUGUACAGCGGCAUCGAAUCCACAGUGGCCACUGUCGGCAGGACUCUCCCUCCAGAAGGCCUGCCCUGAUCCAGAAGAGACAGUCCAGUGGUAGCAUGGAUGAUCGGCCUCUCCUGUGGGCCAGAGAAUACGUUGAAUCACUCCACCAGAACUCCAGAGCCACGCUUCUGUUUGGCAAGAACAAUGUCCUGGUGCAGCCGAGAGAUGGGAUGGAAGCCAUACCGGGCUACCUCUCACUUCAUCAAACCGCAGAUGUUAUGACACUGAAGUGGACUCCCAAUCAGCUGAUGAAUGGCAAUGUUGGAGAGCUAGAUUCUGAAAAGAGUGUUUUCUGGGAUUAUGCAAUGACGAUUCGUUUGGAGGAGAUUGUAUAUCUUCACUGUCACCAGCAAGUGAACUGUGGUGGGACAGUAGUUUUGGUCAGCCAAGAUGGAAUCCAGAGACCUCCCCUGCAUUUUCCCAAAGGGGGUCACCUGCUGCAGUUUCUUACCUGCCUCGAGACCGGCCUGCUUCCUCAUGGGCAGCUAGACCCUCCGCUAUGGAAUCAAAGAGGAAAAGGAAAGGUGUUCCCUAAACUGCGGAAGAGAAGUCCCCAUAGUUCAUGUGAUUCCGUGUCGGAUAAGGAGGAGGAUGAAGCAACCGAUUACGUGUUUCGGAUCAUCUUUCCCGGCAUUCAGAUGGAGUUCAUGCCCCUUGAGAUUAUGGAUCAGGGUGUUAAUAUGUGGCAGCCGACCCCUAGAAAGUCCUCAUGCUCGUCUUGCUCCCAGAAUGGCUCCUCAGAUGGUUCUCUACCUAAUGGAUGCAAUCAUGAAAGGGCUCCUAUAAAGCUCCUUUGUGACACAAUGAAGCACCAAAUAAUCUCCCGUGCAUUCUAUGGAUGGCUUGCAUACUGUCGCCAUCUGUCCACAGUGCGUACACACCUUUCUGCACUGGUCAACACCGCCAUCGUUGACCCUAGUGCACCACGAGAUGCUCGAGGGGGCCUCACCGUGGAGGUUUGGACCAGUUUCCUCAAAGACAGCUCUGCCUAUGAGGAGAAGGAGAUCCACAGGCUUGUGUAUUUCGGUGGCGUGGCCCCGUCACUUCGCAAAGAUGUCUGGCCCUUCCUGCUGGGACAUUACCGGUUCAGCAUGAGCGAGAAAUGCAGGCUGGAGAUUGAUGAGAAGAUGCGGAGCAUGUACGAACAGACUGUGAAGGAGUGGCAGGGCUGUGAGGUCAUCGUUCGCCAGAGGGAGAGGGAGAAGCACGCCGAGGCCCUCGCACGAUGCUUGUCCGGUGCCAGUGUGGAACGAGGACCUGUACAGCGGGACUCCACCAUAAGCACAGAUUCGUCUCUGAGCAGCAGCUCAGACCAACAGAAUGUCCACUUGCAAAGUGAUUCUUGCAGCAGCGCACAGGUAUUUGAAUCGGUUGAGGCUGAGUCCACGGCUGAGGGAGAAGAAACGCUGCAAAGUAGUCUUGUGAAGACCACAGAUGGUCCACGGUUUUUCCCCUGCGAGUCCUCCUCCCCCGAUGUGUCAAACCAGCAUGAAGGGUUAGAUAAUCCUCCCAAAAGUGAGUCAACAGCUGAACCUAUAGCCUCCCAGCAGACGGACAAUACACCCAAUGAUGAAACUACAACUGGUUCAGAGUCGGGGAAAAGUCAUCUCACUUUGUGCGAAUCAGCAGAAAAAGAUGGAAAGCAGUCAGUUGUGGAGGAAGAGGGUGUAAUGAAGAAGAUGGAGAUAUAUUUGGAAAGUGAAGCAGUUGCAAAAACACAAAAUAAGUCCAAGGACACUUGUGCCGCUGAGAAUAAGGAAACAACUCCUGUAGAAGCAGUAGAUACUAACAUGAAUGUGAAAUCUGCUCCGGAGAACACUAACGUCCUGAAGCUGGAAACAGAGAUCCAUAACGAGUAUUUCCAAGCCCCUCUACUCGGGCAGACCUUAGCUGUCCAAACAAAAAAGAGCAGAGAUGUAGAAGGUGAAACACACCGUCCACUCGAAUCAAGAGAAAAUAAUUGGCAAAGUAAAAAGACUGAAAAUGCAGAAACAGCAGUGUGUGACUUUGCAGAAACCAAAAAAUCAGAGAUUGAGAAGCCCGGCUCAAAUUCUCCAGUCAGACAAGUUCUGAAUGCUCUGCAGUGUGCAUCGAGAGGCAGCCUCUCCUUAUCUCACUCUCGGCAGUCUCCAGAUACAGCCGAUUCAGACGACUCCCCCUCUGCCCUGGAAAUGGAGGACAUUCCUGCUGGCAUAACAUGUGUGACUUCGGAGGACAUCAGAGCCAGGCCUCUGGUGGGCCUCGCUGCACCUCCUAUCCCUUUAGCGCAGAGAGAAAAAAUGGCAUCCGAGAGUUUUGUCCAAGAUCACCAUCUGGACACAGCGUGUAACACCAGUCCUGAGGUCACCGAUCUGGGCCUUUCUGAAGAGGAGCCGGAGAUGGACAAUGUCCUCGCUGAACAGGAGUCCACAGACAUGGGAGGUGUCAAAUAUGAAGAAUCGUCAGAGGAGCAAACCUAUUCUCAAGAAACGCUGGACAUGUACUUGAUCAACUUGCACCGCAUCGACAAAGAUGUCCGACGCUGCGACCGAACGUAUUUGUACUUCACUCCUGAAAACCUGGAGAAGCUGCGUAACAUCAUGUGCAGUUACGUGUGGCAGCACCUGGAUAUAGGGUACGUGCAGGGCAUGUGUGAUUUGCUGGCUCCCCUUCUGGUUAUACUGGAUGAUGAGGUGAUGGCGUUCAGCUGCUUCACUGAACUCAUGAAGAGGAUGAACCAGAACUUUCCUCACGGGGGGGCCAUGGACACUCACUUUGCAAAUAUGCGCUCACUCAUACAAAUUCUGGAUUGUGAGCUGUUUGAACUGAUGCAGCAGAACGGAGACUACACUCACUUCUACUUCUGCUAUCGUUGGUUUCUUCUCGACUUCAAAAGAGAAAUGGUGUACGACGACGUGUUCUCCGUGUGGGAGACGCUCUGGGCCGCCAAGCACACCUCCUCUGAACACUUUGUGCUCUUCAUCGCCCUGGCUCUUGUGGAGAUGUAUCGAGACAUCAUUUUGGAGAACAACAUGGACUUCACAGACAUCAUCAAGUUCUUCAACGAAAUGGCCGAGCGGCACAACGUCCCACAGGUCUUGAUGAAGGCCCGAGACCUGGUGCACAAAGUCCAGACCCUCAUAGAAAACAAGUAA